Molecule: messenger RNA, 5670 nt
Organism: Galeopterus variegatus (Sunda flying lemur)
Lineage: Eukaryota; Metazoa; Chordata; Mammalia; Dermoptera; Cynocephalidae
Gene: CDK5RAP2
Product: CDK5 regulatory subunit associated protein 2
Exons: 36
Coding region: 134-5632 (1832 amino acids)
Biological process (GO): negative regulation of centriole replication; establishment of mitotic spindle orientation; chromosome segregation
Cellular component (GO): perinuclear region of cytoplasm; pericentriolar material; mitotic spindle pole
Molecular function (GO): transcription cis-regulatory region binding; protein kinase binding; gamma-tubulin binding
Source: RefSeq, a predicted model, not a curated record
GAUGGCGGCGGCUGUGGUUUGAAUUCCAGCGGCGCCGCCAGAGUCAGAACAAGAGCUGGGUUGGAGGGGGCGGGGACCUGGGGCGCCUGGCGGAAGGCUGGGAAUCAGGGGCGCUGUCGCCACCUCUGUGGCCAUGAUGGGCUCGGUGCUGGAAGAGGACGUCACCCUUCCAACGCUCAGCGGCUGCAGUGGCCUUGUUCCAAAUUUACCAGAGGACCUGGAUGGCAUCAGCCCCAAUGCUGUUUUGGGAAAUGGUGUGCUCCCAAAUGUGUCAGAAGAAGCAGUGUCUCCCACCAGAGCACGGAACAUGAAGGACUUUGAAAAUCAAAUCACUGAAUUGAAGAAAGAAAACUUUAACCUAAAGCUCCGCAUCUAUUUCCUUGAGGAAAGAAUGCAACAGGAAUUUGAUGGCCCCACUGAACACAUCUACAAAACUAACAUUGAACUCAAGGUGGAAGUUGAAAGUCUGAAGCGGGAGCUCCAAGAGAGAGAGCGGCUGCUCAUCAAAGCCUCCAGAGCAGUGGAGAGCUUAGCUGAAGGGGGUGACUCUGAAAUUCAGCGGGUAAAAGAAGAUGCUCGAAAGAAGGUGCAGCAGGUGGAAGAUCUCCUAACCAAAAGGAUACUCCUUCUAGAAGAGGAUGUGAAAGCCGCCCAAGCAGAACUGGAAAAGGCCUGUGCAGGGACAGAAACGGAGAAGGCUCUUCGGUUGAGCUUGGAAAGCAAGCUUUCAGAGAUGAAGAAGAUACAGGAGAGGGACUUGAAGACGGUCCUGGUCCUAGAAGAGAAAGACAGACUGAUUGAGGAGUUGAAGCUGUCUUUGAAGAGCAAAGAUGCUUUAAUUCAGUGCCUUAAAGAGGAGAAAUCUCAGAUGGCAUCUUCUGACGAGAAUGUGUUGUCUGGAGAGCUCCAAGGACUCUCUGCUGCUCUGAGGGAAGAAAAGGAGAGAGAAACUGAGGCUGCACAAAUGGAGUACCAGGAGAGAAAUCACUUUGAAGAGAGGAUCCAGGCACUUCAGGAGGACCUAAGAGAGAAGGAAAGAGAAAUUGCUGCAGAGAAGAAAAAUAGUUUAAAGAGGGAUAAAGCCAUUCAGGGUUUAACCAUGGCAUUAAAAUCAAAGGAAAAAGAGGUUGAAGAACUUAACUCUGAAAUCAAAGUGCUCAGUGCUGCCUUUGCUAAAGCCAGAGAGGCCCCACAGAUAGCACAGACCCAGAAAUUCCAGAGGUCUGAAGACUAUGAGGCUGCUCUGUCAGAAAAGGAAGCCCUUUUGGCUGAGCUGCACUCAGAAAACCUCACCAAGAGUUCAGAGAACCACAGACUGCACAGGAACAUUAAGAAGGUCACCCAGGAGCUGAGUGACUUGAAGCAGGAGAGGGAGAGACUAGAGAAGGACCUGGAGGAAGCUCAUCGAGAGAAGAGGAAAGGAGACUGCACCAUUCAUGACCUUAGAAAUGAAGUUGAAAAAUUACGCAACGAAGUGAAUGAAAGAGAGAAAGCAAUAGAGAAUCGUUACCAGAGUCUUCUGGGUGAAAGCAAUAAAAAAUUGCACAGUCAAGAGCAAGUGACCAAACGUCCAACAGAAAGUGCCAAUCAAGAGGACUUGUUGCUUCAGAAAUUCAGUGAACAAGAGUUGGAAACAUUACAGCAGAACAGUUAUUUAACGACUGUGGAGGAUGUCAAGUUCAGUAGCGAAGGCUUAAUAACAGAAAAGUGCUCUUCUCAACAGUCACCAGGCAGCAAAAUCAUCUUCUCUGGGGAAAAGCAACAAUCAGACUAUGAAAAGCUGAUUCACGUCUUAAAGAAAGAGCAGGACAUUUAUGCCCAUCUGGUAAAAUCUCUGCAGGACUCAGACAGUGUCAACAGCCUUCAGGGUGAGUUAAACAACAUUUUUGCCCUGCGGAAGCAACUGGAGCAGGAUGUGCUCUCGUAUCGGAAUUUGCAAAAGACUCUGGAGGAGCAGAUCAGCGAAAUUCGGAGACGGGAAGAAGAACCAUUUUCAUUUUAUAGUGAUCAAACAUCUUAUCUAAGUAUUUGCCUUGAAGAACACAAUCGGUUCCAGGUGGAGCAUUUUUCUCAAGAAGAACUUAAGAAAAAGGUUAGUGACCUUAUACAGAUAGUGAAGGAACUAUAUGCAGACAACCAGCACCUGAAGAAAACCAUUUUUGAUCUUUCCUGCAUGGGUUUCCAGGGAGAUGGCAGACUUGAGUCAACAGAACAAACAGAGCUUCUGGCUAGCAAGCAGGACGAGGACACAAUCAGAAUUGGAGAGGAUGAUGAGAAUAACUUCCUGAGUGACCAGCAUUUGGAGCAGAGGAAUGAGAUUAUGGAGGACUGUUCCAAAGAGGGCUGCAAAAACGGAUAUUUAAGGCAUACAGAUUCCAAUAUUUUGGACUGCGAUGGGGCCCGCAAACCUGGCUGCUCUGGAGUCCAGAAAGGCGAGCUUGUGAACCUACUAGCCCCCUUCUUCAAUGAGAAGGCCGCGUUGUUACUGGAAUCCAGGCCAGACCUUCUGAAAGGGCUACAUGAACUGCUCUUGGAACGGAUAUGCUUGACUGAGCAGGAAGUUUCAGGAGAACACCUUGAUGGUAAAACUGAGAAGACACUUAAGCCAGUGCCCAUUCAGCUAAGAGGUGAGCUUGGAAAUAUCAUCCAAGCCAACUCAUUUUCCAAGCCAUGUGAUGAACCAAAGUCAUCUUGGGCAGCCCAGCUAGCAAAGGCGGAUGAAGUGUCUAAGGUGGAGCUGAAAGAUGCCUCAGUGCAGACUGUGGCCAUGGAGGGUGACCUGCUCAGGUUCACACGUGAAGAAAAGAGAGAGGCUUGGGAAGAGAAACCAGCGAACUCCAUAUUCAGUGCUGAGCAUCAGCCAGAGAACUUGUGCAGGAUGCCAGGGCAGCAGGACAUUUCCCUUUCCUUCCCCAGCAGGACCAACAAGGACAUUAAAAAGUCCCGCUUGCCGAUCCUAAUAAAACCAUCCCGGUCAUUAGGAAGUAUGUAUCACCUCCCUGUCACCCAGGAGGUGGUAGCCCAGCUGCAAGGCCAGAUCUUGAAGCUGCAGGGAGACCUGAAGGAGUUUAAAACUCAUAAUAAGCACCUUCACGAAAAGUUAAUUCUGACUGAAGCAAUGAUGGAGGGGAGGCCAGUGCCCGACAAAAUGCUACUGAAUGCUCAGCCUCUUGUGGGAGCAACCUACCAGGACAGCCCAGGAGACGAAAAAGGAAUUAAAACCACACCCUCUGUCUGGAGAGACAAGGAAAUGGACAGUGAUCAGCAAACAAUCUACGAGAAUGGUCAGAAUCCAACCCCUACAGACUCUGAAAUUUACUUGCCUGAUGACCUUGCCAUCUUGCCAACAUGCGGAGAGAAUCCUGAAGAUAUUCUGGGCCCAACUUCAGUGGGUACUUACUUGAGUUCUAAGAAUCAACCUUCUCUUAAGGUCUGUGUGAUUGGGACUGAUCAGUCUGAGGACAUCGAUAUGUCACAUGACACAGAUGACCUAAAACAGAAAAUCCGUGGUUUGGAAACUGAGCUGGAGGGCUACCGGAAUUUCAUAGUUCAGCUUCAGAAGCACUCCCAGUGCAGUGAGGCCAUUAUCACAGUUUUGUGCGGGAUGGAAGGGGCCCAGGACGGCUUGAACAAGCCCAAGGGCAGUACUGAUGAAGAAGGAAUGACCUUUUCAAGUUUGCACCAAGUACGAUAUGUGAAACACAUGAAAAUCCUCCAUCCUCUAGCCCCAGAGAUGAUUGAUGGCAGGAUGCUAGAGAGCCCCAAGCAGCAGCUGGUGGACCAGGAAUAUGAGCUGCAGAAAGAGCAGAAUUUGAACAUGGAACUUUUCAGUGAAAUCUAUAACCUGCAGAAUAAGUUCAGAGAUAUCUCACCCUCAAGAUACGAUUCAUUAGUUCAGUCCCAGGCCAGGGAGCUCUCCCUUCAACGGCAGCAGAUUAAGGAUAGCCAUGACAUCUGUGUCAUUUAUCGUCAACACAUGAACACCAUGAUUAAGGCAUUUGAGGAGCUGCUGCAGGCCAGUGAUGUGGAUUACUGUGUGGCGGAGGGUUUCCAGGAGCAGCUGAAUCAAUGUGCGGAACUGCUGGAGAAAUUGGAAAAGCUGCUUCUCAACGGAAAAUCAGUUGGAAUGGAAAUGAGCACCGAGAACGAACAGAUAGAGAGGAGUGAGGAAGACAACUUAACCUACCAGCGUAUUCUACCUGAAUCUCGUGAGCCUUCUCAUGCAUUGUCUGAUUAUGAAAUGUCUGAAAAGUCUUUCUUCUCACAAGACCAGAAGCAAGACAGUGAGACUGAGAAGACUUCAGUUAUGGCAAAUAAUUUUUCUCAAGACUUACUAAUGGAACAUAUACAGGAAAUUCGAACUUUGAGAAAACGUUUAGAAGAGUCUAUUAAAACAAAUGAGAAGCUACGUAAACAGCUGGAACGGCAAGGGUCUGAAUUUGAUCAAGGUUCUACAAACAUUUUUGCUUAUGGUUCAGAGCUACAUAACUCUCUGACAUCAGAAAUUCAUUUCCUGAGGAAGCAGAACCAGGCCCUCAAUACGAUGCUCGUUAAAGGAUCCAGAGAUAAACAGAAGGAGAAUGAAAAAUUACGAGAGUCUCUCUCCAGGAAGACUGCGAACAUUGAGCACCUUCAGCAAGAGUAUGCCAGUGUGAAGGGAGAGAAUGAAAGGCUGCAGAGGGUGGUCAGUGAGAAGGAGAGACACAACCAGCAGCUGGUCCAGGAGGUCUGCAACAGCCGCAACGAGCUGAGCAGGAUGCAGGAGGAGGUGAAGUUGAGGCAGCAGAUGCUCUCACAGAAUGACGAGCUACUCCAGUCCCUCCGAGUGGAGCUGAAGGUGUAUGAGAAGCUGGAUGAAGAGCACAGGAGACCGAGAGAGGCCAGAGCAGAGGUGUCAGGAGAAGGCUGGAAGGGGCAGGAUCCUUUCAGUGACCUGCGAGGCCUCCUGACAGAGAUCCAGGCCCUGCGGGCACAACUGGAAAGGAGCAUCGAAACCAACAGCACCCUGCAGAGCAAGCUCGAGGAGCAGCUGGCAAAGGGGGCAAAGAAGGCACAGGAAGGAGCCUCCACCCUGCUUUCUCAAUCCCUGUCCAUCCCUGAGCGGCCCCUUCAGCUAGAAAAUCAUGAUGGUGACAAAUGUCCUGUGGCAAUUGAUAAUUCAUUUGAUCUGUUUGAUUCCAUCCAGGCAGUGACACUGACACCAAAAUCGGAGACUCCUCCACUCUCUGGGAAUGACAUGGACUCCCUCUCCUGCGACAGUGGAAGCUCGGCAACCAGCACCCCAGGCAUGCCCCUCCUGGUCACUGGCCACCGCCUGUGGGCCAGCAAGAGUGGCCGUCACAUCCUGGGCCUGAUUGAGGACUAUGAUGCCCUGUGCAAGCAGAUUAGCCAGGGCCAGAGGCUCCUUGCUGAAAUGGACAUUCAAACCCAAGAGGCUCCCAGCCCCACAGGUCAAGAGCUGGGAACAAAGGGUUCAUACUUGGCACCUCUGAGCAAGUUUGUCACCAGCGUGAGCACAGCCAAGCUGAUCCUGGAAGAGGCCUCGAGGCUGCUAAAGCUUCUCUGGAGAGUCUCCCUCCCCACAGAUGGCCAGGGUACCCUUCAUUGUGAACAGGUAGGUGAUGACACAUGAUUCCAGGCUCAAGGAUGCUACUGGGUCCUGUGUCUGAG